AUUAUUUGAUGAAAGAAUACUUUAGAAUAACUUUCUGUUCCUUUUAACUAACAUAUCAUAAAACCUAAAUUUGCAAAGUUUGAAACUUAGAUAUCAAUACAAAUUCGACCAAAUUAUAAAUAGAAUAUAAUGAGUUUUGAAAUUUAAAUACUUGUAUACAUGAAAGAAAAGCGGAAGGGUUGUCAUGAAGAGAUCAAAUACGGUACUUUCUUAUAAGAUACUUUAUAAGUGCUUUCUAUAGCGCGAGUUUGAUAAUGGCCCUUGGCACAGAAAAUACGCUAUUAUAAAUUACUAAUUGUUUAAUUAAACUGAAAUACAGUUAAAAUAACUAAACUGUAAUCUUCACACAAGCUUGUAAAAUAUAUUUCAAAUUCUUUACAUGGCGGCUAAAGAACAGAACUAUAAACAAUAUACUUCAUAAUAAUAGAUUAGAAAAAAGGUCAAGAGUGAGUUGUGCAAUUAUAGAUAUAUAGAUAGAUAUAGUAUUUAUUUGCAUCACUUUACAUGCCUUAUACACAGAUUAUAUACUAAACAUAACGAAACAGUACACGGACUGGCCGCCCAGAUCUAGUUAAACACGGACGUAGUGCUUCAUUUCUUUUUUUUUUAAUACUUCCUCAUUCAGAUUGAUUUAAUACUCUUAAAAUUGAUUUUAUGAACAGUUUAUUGAUCUCAGUCUGAAAUUGACCCAUUGUUGCUUAUUAUUUAUUAUAUGCUUUAUCUUUAUUUCGCAUUUCUAAUAAAAUUUAGGGAAAAAUUUGUAUACAUUUGGCAACAUUGUUAUCAAAAAAAGUCAUAAUAGUGUGUUGGCUGUGGUGUGUAAAUAAACUUUCGUGAACUAAAAAUAUUAUAGAAAACAUCAAAUUUGUGCAUUUAUAUAUAACAUGGUUUCGUUCAAUUAGUAGGAGCAUCAGAAUAUACUAGUGUUAAAAUGGAAACUACGCCACUUAUAACAAGGCCAAAAAAGAGAUCCGUAUGGUCAAGAUUACUCUUUUCAAGAUUUAAAAAACAAGACUUGAGCGCUCGAAUAAUAUACUUGGGACAACUGCCAGAUGAAGAAUUCCCUCAAAAUUAUGUUUGCAAUCAAAAAUAUAAUAUAAUAACAUUUCUGCCGUUGGUGUUAUAUGAACAGUUCCGCUUUUUUCUCAAUAUGUAUUUCCUUGUAAUGGCAGUCAGUCAAUUCAUACCAAGUAUCCGAAUUGGUUAUCUAUACACAUAUUGGGGACCAUUGUGCUUUGUACUAGCUGUCACACUAUUCAGAGAAGCAGUGGACGACUUCCGCAGAUAUAGGCGAGACAAAGAAGUGAACAGGCAACGAUAUGAACGUAUAGUCCUUGAUUCAACAGUAGAUGGGUACAAGCCAUAUAACACAGAACAGGUAUCGGCAUCUGCUCUACGUGUAGGAGAUAUUGUGAUGCUACAUAAAGGGCAGAGAGUUCCUGCUGACAUGAUACUGUUGAGAACUAAUGAAACUAUGGGCACUGUAUUUAUACGUACAGAUCAAUUGGAUGGAGAAAUUGAUUGGAAAUUAAGAAUACCUCUGCCGUCAACGCAAAAGCUUCAAACUGACGCUCAUUUGCUGGACAUCAAUGCGAAAGUCUGGGCGGAGAAGCCGGAGAAAGAUAUUCACUCGUUUAUUGGUACUUGUACCAGACUAGACGAGGGUGAGAGUGACUCCCUCGAUAUAGAGAAUACCCUGUGGAGUGGGUGUGUUGUUGCAUCAGGACAAGCUACUGGACUCGUCAUUUACACAGGCAGCGAAACACGCAGUGUGAUGAACAAUGCGACGCCACGUUCAAAAGUCGGUCGUUUAGAUUUACAAGUGAACAGUCUCACUAAGGUGCUGUUUGUGGCUACUGUAUUCACUUCGGUACUACUCAUUGUGCUCAAGGGAUUCAACGGACCAUGGUUUGGAUUCUUCUUCAGAUUUGUGCUUUUGUUUUCCUACAUCAUACCUAUAAGUUUAAGAGUCAAUUUGGAAAUGGGCAAAGCUUUCUACUGUUGGAACAUACAAAGAGAUAAGAAGAUCGAAGGCACAGUGAUGCGAUCGACCACAAUACCGGAAGAAUUGGGUAGGAUACAAUACCUGCUGGCCGACAAGACCGGCACUCUCACCAAGAACGAGAUGGUGUUUCAGAAAUUGCAUCUAGGAAACGCUCUGUAUGACAGAAAUAAUUUUUAUGAGGUGGAAGCACUCCUGACACAGUACGUAACUAACGACGCCCCGUCGUUGCCGACGUCGCCGGCGGGCGAUGCCGUCUCCGGCGCCGGCGCCGCCCUGACGGCCGCCACGCCGCGGCAGGUGUGGCGGUGCGUGCUCGCCGUAGCGCUGUGCCACAACGUCACGCCCGUGUACGACGUGCAACAUAACAUCGACGACUCGCAAUCAGAUAUGGCAAGCUCGGUGGUAUCAGAAAGUUGUGGUGGCGCGGUACCUCAGCAACAGCUAUGCGACUAUCAAGCUUCCAGCCCUGAUGAAGUAGCUCUCGUCAAGUGGACCGAUAUGGACGAAACCACUCAAGUGAUCACUUACUACGUGAAAGGCGCGGACGUAGCGCUCGCUCAACUACUGGACUCGUCAUCUUGGUUCAAUGAGUCGUCUUGGCUCACAGAGUGUCGUAAAUUAGCCGCUGAUGGUCUACGGACGUUGGUGGUGGCGACGAAGACCCUCACCAAGAACGAGUACUUGGAAUUCGAGAGCGAAUACAAAGAAGCUAGGUUGAGUGUACAGAAUCGUAGCGAGAGGACAGCGGCCGCAAUAAAUAAGUUGCAGCGAGGAUUGACCCUGCUGGGGCUCACCGGUGUGGAGGAUCGACUCGCUGAAGAUGUACCGGACACUUUGUCCAGACUGCGUACCGCCGGCAUUAAGAUAUGGAUGUUGACCGGGGACAAGUUGGAGACGGCGCUGUGCAUCGCCCGGUCGCUGCACCUCGGCGGCGGCGGCAACUGGUACCCCGCGCCCCCCUGUACCACGAGACGUGACGCGCACGCGACGCUGCAGGCGCUGGCCGAACUAGCGCCCGACAUGGACCUCAUAGUGGAGGGGGAGACUCUCGAGGUUACAACCGUUCUAGUCAUGUGCCUGCACUGGUACGAGGAGGAGAUGGUGUCAGUGCUGCGGCGCUGCAGCGGCGUGGUGGUGGCGCGCUGCUCCCCCACGCAGAAGGCGCGGGUGGCGCGCCUGCUGCGGGCGCGGGGACUGGUGGUGGCCGCCGUGGGGGACGGGGGCAACGACGUCGCCAUGAUACAAGAGGCCGAUAUGGGUACGUUGCCACAGCCUUACCUCGCUGCCUCCGCGGUGGUCAAAGCCCCGCAAAUUCGUCCGUGUAUGGAAUAUCGCUCACACCUUUGGGAGGGUUCAGCAAAAUACCAGCUUACCGCGCUCGAUUCGGUGGACCGUAGAGCCAGAAAACUUGUGGGGGAUUGUGAUCUCGAUAACUCUAAGCUCCACAGUCUGUCUCAUCGCCUAAAAAGUUGCUUCAAUGUCGGUGUGGGCAUAGAGGGCGCGGAGGGGAAGGCGGCGUCGCUGGCGGGGGACGUGAGCGCGCGCACGUUCGCCAGUCUCGCGCGGCUGCUGCUCGUGCACGGACGCCGCUCCUACAUGCGCUCCGCCGCGCUAUGUCUGUUCAUAGUGCACCGCGGUCUGAUCGUCUCCACCAUGCAGGCUGUGUUCUCCGUAGUAUUCUAUUUCUCGUCCGUGUCACUGUACCCCGGAUUCCUUAUGGUCGGUUAUGGAACAGUGUACACGGUGCUCCCGGUUUUCUCUUUGGUGCUUGACAAGGACAUAUCUAGUGCAACAGCACUACGGUACCCGCAGCUUUACAAGCAACUAACGAAAGGACGGCAGCUUUCUUAUAAGACUUUUUAUAUUUGGACUGGAAUAUCUAUAUAUCAAGCCUCUUUAACUUCAUCACCGACCUAUCAAUAUCCCCACUGCUGGGGGCGCACAGUUCAUAUGGAUGGAAUCGAUUUAAAUCAACCACGCAUGCUCAGUGCGAUUUGGUGGAUAUUAAAGACUGCUAGUACAGCCAGGACCAAUGGCUUAACGCGGUGUUAUAAUGUACGGUGCCCUAGUUCUAUUCGAGGACCAACUGAUCCACAUAGUGGAGAUAAGUUACACGGCACUGAUACUGACCGAACUGAUAAUGGUGGCGCUCACCGUGGUCACGUGGCAUCGGCUCAUGAUCGCGGCAGAGUUCGUCAGUCUGCUCAUGUAUACCGCCACGUUGCUCAUAUUCACAUCGUACUUCGACAAAUUUCACAAGUUAAUAUUACCCCAGUCCAAAGAUAUAAGCAAAAGAAUCAGCCGGUGCGAGCUCGUCUUCCGCGAUUCACUGGUCGCUCACCAAGGGUUAAAGAUAUUUUACAUAUGGCAGAAGGGAAUGAAAUAGUGUAUGGAAAAUUUGAAGGGGUAGGAUCAAAACAAGACUGA
Diatraea saccharalis (sugarcane borer) is the source of this 4432-nucleotide messenger RNA. Lineage: Eukaryota; Metazoa; Arthropoda; Insecta; Lepidoptera; Crambidae. The record is from the annotation of a GenBank genome assembly.